Molecule: messenger RNA, 1114 nt
Organism: Aspergillus ibericus CBS 121593
Lineage: Eukaryota; Fungi; Ascomycota; Eurotiomycetes; Eurotiales; Aspergillaceae
Gene: nctA
Product: negative cofactor 2 transcription regulator complex subunit BUR6
Exons: 2
Coding region: 8-769 (253 amino acids)
Biological process (GO): negative regulation of transcription by RNA polymerase II; positive regulation of transcription by RNA polymerase II; transcription by RNA polymerase II
Cellular component (GO): negative cofactor 2 complex; nucleus
Molecular function (GO): transcription coactivator activity; RNA polymerase II general transcription initiation factor activity; protein heterodimerization activity
Source: RefSeq, a predicted model, not a curated record
CACAGCUAUGACAGACCAAGACCACUCCUAUCGCCCCCAAUCCCCUGACUUUUCGACCUUCCAAUCCCCCAUCUCUCCUCCUCCUCCUCCUCCUCCUCCUGUCGCUCCCCUCCACCAUCUUCCUCCCCUCUACCAAUUCGGCAAUCCCCUCGCCCAUCGCGCUUCCUACGACGCCUCGCCCUUCUUCUCCCCGCAAUACCAGCAACCCCCGGCCCCGCCGACCAGGGUUCCCCAGCACUACCUCCCUCUAGACCCGGACAUGGCUCGCCGCUCGUCUCGUAUCGCCCAGGCGGCCGAGGUCGCCCCCCUGCCCCCCGCCAAAUAUGUGGAUCCAGUGGUGGAAGAGGAGCCUCCCGAGGAAGAAGUUGUGGAGGAAGAAGAACCUCCCAAGCCCGCACCACCCGCUCCAGUCGAGGUCAAGACGAAGUUUCCGGUCGCGCGCAUAAAGCGCAUCAUGCAGGCGGAUGAAGAUGUUGGCAAGGUGGCCCAAGUCACCCCAAUUGCAGUCUCCAAAGCACUGGAACUGUUCAUGAUCUCCCUCGUCACCAAAGCCGCGAAAGAAGCCAAAGAUCGCAAUUCGAAACGCGUCACCGCCUCCCACCUCAAACAAGCCGUCGUGAAGGAUGAAGUCCUGGACUUCCUCGCCGACAUCAUCGCCAAAGUCCCGGACCAGCCGGCCGGGCGCAAACACGACGACGACGGCAGUGAUCAAAACGACCAACCGAAACGAAAGCGCGGCGGCCGCCGACCCAAAGAUGAUAGCGACUAGGGGGGGUGUAAUGAUGUUCUCUUCUUUUUCUUUAUUUGCUUCAUUUGCAUACUGCUUGUUCACGGAAUUUGAUGGCGAUAUCUUUAGACCGGGCAGAGAGCGGGCGCAUACUCUCAGGCGUUGCGGUGGUGGGCAUGAUAUGAUCUGGUUGGGCUUGCAUCACGCGAUGUGAAUAGUUUGGUUAUUCUUCUUUCUUUCUCGAUGCUUGAUUGCUCGAUUGUCGUGAUUAUCUUAAUGAGAUGAUCAGUAACGUGACUCCUAUUCUAUCUUCAUUCUCGCUGCGCGUGUCACUUCUGACGCGUAUACCCUCACUGCUCCCCUCCCUACCUACCGAUAAAAAGUAAC